GAUUCAGUCUCAGCAUCUGAAAAAAAAAAGAAUAGCUAGUUGCAUUUUGAGUUCAGUUAAAUUGACGUUGAAACAAAGAACUGAUAAAGAAAGUGUCUACUGUGAUCAUGAUGACCUUGUUGCCCUCAGAACAUCUAACAGCCACUUGAGGCACUGUGAGGAGCACUUUGUAAUGUUUGCUUCUGCUGGAAUACAUGUGUCCCGAGGUGGAUUAUUUCAUCAUGCGGAAGCAAGACGCAUUGGGCUGCAUAAUUUUAGUUCUUCUAUGGGUACAUCUAGUCAGAAACCAUUCAGAAAAGGUGUUGGGUUUACCACAGUGUCAGGACUAGUGAUGAUAUCUGGAGUGAUUAUAACUGUGCUAGGUUUUAUGGAUGUAUUUGAUUCUGGUUAUACAAUGAUGGGGAUGUUGAUGAUAGCCGUUGCAGUACUUUUAUUCCUUGGAGCUCUUCGCAUGUUUCUAGUUGCUUCCAAACUUAGAAAAGCAGAAAGAACCUUACAGAUAUCAAGAGGUACUGUGGCAUCCAUGGUGAUUGAAAGAGAAGAUGAAAGAGGGACACUGACUGUUGUCAUGGAUACUGUCAAUAUAGAGGCUAGAUGUCGUAGAAGGCAGAAUCUUGAUUUUCUUCACAGUACCUCGAGACGGCGUUUAACGUCGCAUGUGCCGGCGACACCGACGACAACAUUACUGCCUGCACCACAGGAGAUAACCACACAUAAAGACAAUAGUACCAUUUCAGCAACGUAUAGGAACAAUAGCGCUAGCUGUCAGUGCCAAUCUGAAGUUAAACUGAUGAAGGACCAGUUGUCUUCAAUGCAAGCUGAUAUUCUUAUGCUUAAACAGUCUUUGCACGUCAGUGAAAAACUUUGGUCUGAUCAAGUUAAAGUUGUUUCAGACAACGUUAAAUUGAUUAAAUCAGAUAUUUUAGGUAUAAAAAAUACAGAUACUGACAGUGUGAGUUGGAUGAAGUCGUCACUGCACGAAAUUGUUACGUGUAAUGGUGCCUUAUCAUUUAACUUAAAAUGUAUUCUGAAACGUGUGAUAGACUUGGAACGUUUCUUGGACGGUGAAAACAUACAUGUAGUACAAAUAGCGAUGGAACAAAAUGCAGUGCAAGAAUCAAGUUCAGUGCAGAGUCCUGUGCAAAUACCCUUUGCAGAACAUGCCGCAGCAUUGACAUCAAGUCCGGCACAUCCCAUUAUGACCUUCACUGCAAACGUUACUGACGAGAAACCUUCGGUAAUGUUCGCGUGCCAUUCAAACAGGUUGCGAGUACUUCAGAAGCAACGAUCGACGAUCUAGAAAAUUUUCUAUGUGGAGCCGCCAAUAGUGCCAGUAUUACGAAUGCGGGUCAAAGUUCAGACAUCAACCGAAAGAUAAGCACUGACGUCGUCCUGACGUGUGAGAAAUCAGUGCGCACGGAUGAAUAUGCCUCGGAUGGUAAUACCGACCACGUAGCAGACGUGAAACGUGACGUGUCAGUUCAAGUUACUGACGAGCAAUCGAUUGAAUCCUUUUGUGACGAAUAUGUUUGUGCAGACGAUAAUAAUAGAGAUUUUAAGCUUUAAUCAGCCAGACGGAGAACUAAACACUUUUUUAUUGGUGGUUUCCGUGAGACUGUGAACUUAGACCAUCUAAAACAUUAUAUUAAUAGAAAGGGACCGAAAGUGACCGUCAUUCGAAAAUAUCCAUGUAGAAACUGGGAAGGUCACUGUAUUCUGUGACUCCAUGUUUACGACAAUGAGAACGCUGAUUCUGUGCUAUCACGAGAGUUCUGGCCACAUGACGGCAUUGUUGUUAAACCCUGGAUGUCACGUGAUGCUCGAGCAAGACAUAACGC
Messenger RNA from Mercenaria mercenaria, 1838 nucleotides. RefSeq lists its product as uncharacterized. The coding region runs from base 173 to 1300 and encodes 375 amino acids. NCBI's taxonomy places the organism in Eukaryota, Metazoa, Mollusca, Bivalvia, Venerida, Veneridae. The record is from RefSeq and is a predicted model, not a curated record. The transcript is spliced from 6 exons.